Molecule: messenger RNA, 375 nt
Organism: Suillus fuscotomentosus
Lineage: Eukaryota; Fungi; Basidiomycota; Agaricomycetes; Boletales; Suillaceae
Exons: 2
Coding region: 1-375 (124 amino acids)
Source: RefSeq, a predicted model, not a curated record
AUGCAGGUCGUUUCACAGCGCAUAACUACUCGGACAAAAACCACGUGGGAGUCUACAGAAACUGAGACGGAGACUGAGAGAAUUUGCACCACAGACACCGAGGCAAAACAGGUGAUCACAGGUCCAUCCAAUCUCCUGAUCUUAAAUUCACAUGUCGAAGCACAGGCGCAAGGCAUACCAGAACGACCCUCUUCCCCAGCAUCCGAAUCUACUUCGCUUUCCUCUGAGACGGCCACAUUCUUUGUAGAUAAUGCAGCAGCACCUCUGAUGCCUACUUCCUCCCAUUCCAGUGAUGAGUUGUGGGUCCAAGUCGAGGACUUGUCAGACUUAUCGGCGCUAGUGGACAGGAUAGAGUUGCGUGAUAGCAGUGUUUGA